GGGAGGGAGGGAGGGAGAGGCAAUCGGCGCCGCCAGGCUCUUCCACCUGCUCCGCGCGGCGCGGACCCUGCGCUGCUGAACCGGUGGCGGCGACCACGGCGCCGGAGUCGACGAAGGCGGGCAGCUACCUUGCAUCCCCUUACUCCUUGGGCGAAGCCGGCUCAGAUCUACGAGGCAAGGACGACCCCGGCCCGAACGGCAUCUUUGCGUUCCAGUUCCACGCACGCGCAUCGGACGCCGCACGCGUUCCAGUUCCACGAGGUCUCUCUUAUCCUGCAAAACAGUUCCUGGGCAAACCAAGGUUGAUGAAGAAGUAAUGUCCAUCAGGGCUACUGGAGGAGCAGUCAUUUACCACACAGAAACAUUACUGAGCAUUGAUUUGGGAAUCAUCUGACACUGUGGUGGUUGAGUGUUGUGCUUUCCUCAAGGAUGGAAGGCGAAUUAAUCUCGACCAUCAAGACCGUUGUCUCAACCACCACGGAAAUUAUCUCUGGAUUCAAUGAUUGGGUGGGAUUCUUUCAAUGGCUCUGUCCUGACAAUAAUCAAGAGUCCAAGCAGCAGCACGAGGAGCUUUGGAAGCUCCAAACAACUCUCCCACUUAUGCAAGUGAUGAUUGACAGAGCGGAAUGGUCAAUCCAUAAGGAAGGUGUUCCAAUACUGCUAGAAGAGCUAAAGGAUGUGACUUAUGACACAGAAGAUCUUAUUGAAGAGUUCAAAUACUUUAAGAUGAAAUCAGAGAUGGAUGGUCCACAAUCACUAAUGAAGCGAUCAUUAGAUUUUAUCAAGAGCGACAUCUCAUCUAGCUUUGACAAAGUGAAGCUUUUACAACAAAGAGCUGAACAUCUGAUUAGUCAAUUGAAUGCUACGGAUUUGCAGCAAGAAACUCCACACUUUGAUAGGUCAGUCAGACCUGAGACAAGCUCUUUUCCUGAUUCAAAGGUCUUUGGUCGCCAGAAAGAAACAGUGGCACUGAAAGUAUUGCUUGGUGUACCAGUAUCUAUUCCUAGUGGGUCAAAACGGAAGAAAGGUCACCCUGUAGCUGCUGAGGCCACUGCACAGAAGGAUUGUAUGGAUUAUCCAGUGAACAAUGCUGUGUCUGUGUUGCCAAUAGUGGGGAUCGGAGGUGUUGGCAAAACUACGUUGGCACAACAAAUAUGCCAGGAUCAACAUGUGAAAGCUUACUUUGGUCAAAUACUUUGGACAUGUGUUUCAGAUGACUUUGACACUAAGCAGUUAACCAAAGAGCUGGUGCAUUCCUGUGGAGAAGAAAUAGCGUCCGAUAAUCUAGACUACCUUCAAAAUAAGCUGGCUAAAGUUGUGAGAUUGAAGCGGUUCUUGAUAGUUUUGGAUGAUGUGUGGGAUGAUUCUGUGAAAGAUAAUGGGCAAGAAUGGCAAAAGUUUUGCGCACCUCUAACUACUGGAGUUCAGGGAAGUAUGAUUCUGGUGACCACUAGAUCCUCAAAGGUAGCUAAGCUUGUAUGCACAUUGAAUCCUUUUCAGCUGCAAGGCUUAGAAGAGGAUACCUUUUGGGAGUUCUUUAAAACAUGUGCUCUGGGCGGAAAGAGCUCCACUAUGGAUGUCAAGCUUGCAACUAUUGGUAGAAUGAUUGUGCCAAAGCUGAAAGGUUCUCCGUUAGCUGCAAAGACACUUGGGCGCCUUCUAAGAAUGAAGAUUGACACUGUUCAUUGGACCAAUAUUCUAAAUAGUGAGCUGUGGGAACUAAAGCAGGAAGUAGGUGACAUUCUUCCGGCCCUUAGAUUAAGUUAUUUGUAUUUACCACGACAUUUGAGGAGGUGCCUAUCAUUGUGUGCGAUGUUUCCUAAGGAUCAUAAGUUCGAGCAAACAGUUCUUGUUGACCUUUGGUCUGCUCAAUGCUUUGCGGAAACUCAAGAUAAGAUCUGUAUGCAUACAGCUGGAGACUGGUGUUUUGAAGAACUUGAAAGUCGCUGUUUCUUCCAAGAAGUCGUUCCAUCAUCAGCGUCACAAAUAUCACCAAAAAUUAAGAAGUAUGUGAUGCAUGAUUUAAUUCAUGACAUGAUACAACUAGUUUCUGGAAAUGAAUGUUUUGUUAUAAGAAAUGAAAUAGAUCUGUCGAAUGUACCUGAAAAAGUUCGGCAUGUAUCAUUGUUCACAAGCAAGGGUUUUGAUUAUCAAAAGCUCGUGGCAUUAACAAGGUGUAGGAAGCUGCGGUCUAUUCUGAGCAGGGAGCAACUCGGGAAAAAAAUAUUUUUCCCUCUAGUUAAUUCUUGGUCCAAAGAGCUAAAGUAUUUGCGUUUCCUGUCCUGUUGCUUCACCAAGUUAACUAUGUUAUCGGAGGCCAUUGCAAACUUCAAACUUCUUUGCUGCUUUAAGGUUCACUGUCCCAGGCGUUGGACCAUGGACACAUUUCCAGAAUCAUAUUGUUCUCUCUAUAACCUACAGAAGUUUGAGGCUAAGAAUUGCACUUUUAAGAGCUUGCCAAAGGAGUUCAGGAAGCUUGUUAACUUGCAGUCAUUCGAAGUAAGAACUUUUGUUCAUGGCAGGAACUACACUAACUUUUGGGGAAUAUCUGUGGAAGUGUUGAAAAACAUGCAUCUCCAAGGAGAGAUGUAUCUGAACUUGUCACGUGUGAAACUGGCUGGUUGUGCGGAGCUUGAGUUGAGGAAGAGGAAGCAUGUUGAGAUGCUAACUUUAAAUUUUUAUCAUACCCAAAACACCCAAGAUCAGGAGCUGGAAAUGCUUGAGCUUCUUUGUCCACACUCAGGUAUUAAAUUUCUGGAAAUCAGUGGUUUCAGAGGCGAUUCUACUCCAACAUGGCUUCAGCCAUCAUAUUUGCAGAAUUUAGUACAACUUCGGUUGAUACGUGUUCAUUUUCUCUCAAUGGCUUGGGUUGAUAACAAUGCAUUCUUAUUCAUCAAUGAUCUGUACAUUUCUCGCUGUCCUAGAUUAUCAUCUCUUGAAAAUAUUUUGAAGUCAGCUAGUCUUCCAACGGUCAGAUCUAUUUUCAUUGAAGAGUGUUUAGGAUUGUCAUCUAUGCGAGGUGAAAGAUUUGGCGAGUUGAGUUGUUUAAAAGAAUUGAAGCUAAGCAAGUGUCCAAAUAUCUUGUGGAAUGGAUUAGUUCUUCCAUCGUCUCUUCUAAAGCUGCAUCUCGAAGACUGUGGAGAUAUUUCGAAUUACAUUCCCAACUGCUUGGUUAACCUUGAGAAUUUGAUACGCAUGUCCCUGGUAAAGCUGAUCACCAUCAGAUCCAUUCCAGCGGAAAUCUGGUAUGAUAACUUGUCAGAGUUACAGACACUUGAGAUCUCUGGCUGCCCUGACCUGAUAUCAAUAGGUGGACCAGAAGCAAUUGAGCAUAUUGAAAAUGCCUUUGUCGAAUCUUGUGCAAAGUUGACGGGAUUGACGCAACCUCUUGAAAGAGGUCGACGUCCUCCUAAGUCAGCUUGACAGGCCCCUGCCUGGAACGGUGAGACUCACUCAACUAUCUGAAGGCCAUCCUAGCUGGAUCCUCUACAACCUGAGUUGUUGGACCCUUAUCCAUGUUGGGGAGAUGUUCAAUUCCUUGCCUGAAGUUCUUCGCUGUUGUUUGAUGUGGAGAUCGCUUGCUACCGACACAGAAGCUCUUGUCAUGAAAACGUGUUUCCUCGCCUGCAUGCAUGCACUCAUUGGAGGUUUUUUGCCUAGUUAUCUGCUUGUUAUGUUAGUCCAACACGCUGUUGUGGCUGUGGUGCCAUGUGAAGUGUUUCCCCCUGGCACUUUGCCAGUUGGGUGCCAUAUUUCGGUUAAGGCUUGUCAAAUUAACUCCGUGAUGUGACCAUGAUUGAAACAUACUCUUUUUUGAGUCACUUUCUUAUUAUUAUGGUGGUCGUUGUGGUUUGCUGCCCAGUUUAUGUGGACUGGUGACUGAAACGGCACAAAUUUCAGAUUCGAA
Messenger RNA from Triticum urartu, 3907 nucleotides. Its product is annotated as putative disease resistance RPP13-like protein 1. The record is from RefSeq and is a predicted model, not a curated record. Gene Ontology annotation, biological process: defense response to other organism. NCBI's taxonomy places the organism in Eukaryota, Viridiplantae, Streptophyta, Magnoliopsida, Poales, Poaceae. Gene Ontology annotation, molecular function: ADP binding.